This is a messenger RNA of Penicillium subrubescens, 423 nucleotides long. RefSeq names its product tautomerase family protein. The transcript has a single exon. The record is from RefSeq and is a predicted model, not a curated record. Bases 1 to 423 code for a protein of 140 amino acids. NCBI's taxonomy places the organism in Eukaryota, Fungi, Ascomycota, Eurotiomycetes, Eurotiales, Aspergillaceae.
AUGCCUUCCUGGUACAUCAACCAUAGUCCCAAUAUAUUCUCAGCAGCUGAGAAAGCGCAGCUCGCCAAAUCAAUCACGAACAUCUACGCCUCCCACGGCCUACCCACCUUCUACGUUCAAGUCCAUUUCACAGAGUACGACCCUAGCUCUUCAUUCAUCGGCGGCGAAACCCAUGCCAAAUUUGCGGGCAUAACGAUUUAUCAUCUUGCACGUGCAUUCCAGAGCGAUGAAUCUAAGCAGCGUUUCCUCUCGCGGGUUGACCAGGUCCUCAACCCUGUGUUCGAACCUAAAGGCAUGGAUUGGGAGUACUUCAUCACGGAGGCGCCGAGGGAUCUGUGGAAAAUAAAUGGCCUUGUACCCCCGCCAGCUGGUUCUGAGGGCGAGAAAGAAUGGGUGCGAGUCAACAGGGCUGUGAAGUACUAG